UUAGAAUUUUCACACAUGAUGGCAUUAUGAUGUCAUAAUGACCUGAAAGCUGUAAACUGCUGCAUAGAACAUAUCUUUUGUGGAUAUUUAACCCAAACACUAACUUUGCAGCUCAGAAGAAACUCUUGGUAGACAUUUCAAAGUACAUUCACAGCAUUCUGCAGCAUUCAGUGUUUUAUAAUGGCACUGUUUCGUGGUUUGUUUGAGUGGGUUCAAUGUUUUGUUCACCGCAUACCCAGAAGAAGAAAAAAACAGGGGGUGCAGAAGUGCACAGAAGCAGAAUGUACCCCAAUGGAAGGGAUGAGUAGGCCCCUUGAUGUUGGCAAUACUGACCAGAAGAACCAGUCAAGCUAUUGCAAAGCAUCGAAGAACCUUAAUGACAAGGACAAAAGAGAGGUGGGGAGGAAAAGAAAGUUAAAGAAGGAAAGAAAGAUGGUAGAUGAGAGAGAAUCAGGCAGAAUGGAAGAGGAGACCAAAGACCCAACUCCAUUACGAAUUGAGGUCAAACCCCAACCAACUCCACCAGCCGCUGAGGUCAAAACCCCGGCUAGUUCUUCCUUCUUAAAGUCAGUGAAAGGGCCACUUGUGGCUAAAAGAGCCUGUCGACACCUGCUUCCACUGGCCACCAAGACCAGACCUCCUUCAUCAGGGGAAGAACCAAUGCUGGUUCAGAAGGCAUCUCGACAACUGGCUCAACCAGCCACAGAAUCACUGGCGGUUCCAACUCCAAAACAAGUUAUGUCCAUGUCUCCAGACGAGGAACCACAGGCGGUCCAAAGAGCCUCUCAACAUUUGGCUCCAUCAGCUGAAGAACCAUCAGUGGCAGAACCACUGGUCCUUCAGCAUACAACUGCAAAAUCUCUGUCACUUUCAAUGGAAGAACAACUGAUGGAACAAGUGAUGUUUCCUUCAAGACAAAUUCCUAAAUGUGCUGAGUUGAAGCCAAAGCCAGCCACUUCAUCUCUCAUCCAAAUGGACACUGAAUCUGAAGAGGAUGAGUCUGUGGAGCACACAGAUAGGACAUUACCUUCUAGUGAGUCUGAGACUAAUCACAAGCAAAGGUUUGUGAAGGUCCAUCCUUUAGUUCUGGAUCAGUCAGAUGACUUCAGGAAAAAGAAAUGUGGAGACUCUAAAGCUGAUGCUUCACGAAAGUCUAAGGAACUGGAUGAACUAAUGAUGAGGCUGUUCUGCGUAGACUUCAGCAAUGCUCCCAAGAAGGAGAGCCAGCAACAUUUAAAACUGAAAAACCAGCCAGCACUGGAAGCUGGGGUGAAGCAGAAAGCCUUGUUUGAGAAGGUUCAUCCUAUAGUUCUGGAACAGUCAGGGGACUCUGGGAAAAAGAAAUGUGCAGACUCCAAAGAUGAUGAUCUACAAAAUGCUAAGGAACUGGAUGAACAAAUGAUGAGGCUGUUCUACGUAGACUACAGCCCUUGUCCUAAAAAAGAGAAGCAACAACCUUCAAGAGAAGGGCAAGAGAAGCCCAAGAAGAGAGGAAAAACAAGAACUGGUCUUUUCAGCUGGGCACAGAAAAGGUUAAAAACGAUAACUGAAGAAGACGAAGAGUCAGAAAAGGAUGAAAAAACUUGA
Carassius carassius (crucian carp) is the source of this 1587-nucleotide messenger RNA. RefSeq names its product titin homolog. The coding region runs from base 181 to 1587 and encodes 468 amino acids. The record is from RefSeq and is a predicted model, not a curated record. NCBI's taxonomy places the organism in Eukaryota, Metazoa, Chordata, Actinopteri, Cypriniformes, Cyprinidae. The transcript is spliced from 2 exons.